This is a messenger RNA of Pogonomyrmex barbatus (red harvester ant), 1053 nucleotides long. RefSeq names its product selenoprotein T (gene SelT). Gene Ontology annotation, cellular component: endoplasmic reticulum membrane. Gene Ontology annotation, molecular function: thioredoxin-disulfide reductase (NADPH) activity. NCBI's taxonomy places the organism in Eukaryota, Metazoa, Arthropoda, Insecta, Hymenoptera, Formicidae. The record is from RefSeq and is a predicted model, not a curated record. Gene Ontology annotation, biological process: cell redox homeostasis.
GAUCUGUUUUUCAACAUCGUUGAAUUUGAUAGCACUUUUCAUAAUAACAGUUGAAAGUUUUCGAUUAGUCACGAUUGGUUUCCAUAUACGAUUCAUACAAAACAUACACAUACACACAUAUACACUCGCAUCGUACCAUAUGAGAAAGAGAGAGAAAGAAAAGAGAAGGAGAAUUACUCCAGGUUGAUAGGCACCAUGCAGUAAGCGGUAAUUCGAUGCGUUUAGUUGCAUUUGACUGUCGUGUGGAUGUGUGAGGUUAUUUUCUUCAAUGAAUUAGAGUAAUUAUGGGCUGGCUAAUACGGUGUACCCUCGCGGUGUUGCUGGUGCACAGCAUACAAGCGAACAGCGAUGAAGCGCCGUUAACCAAACUCGGCGCAAAAACCGGACCGACCCUAAGAUUCUUUUAUUGCUAUUCGUGUGGUUAUAAAAAAGCCUUCGAGCAAUAUGUAAGUAUUCUUAAACAAAAAUAUCCAGAACUUCACGUGGAGGGCGAGAACUUCAACCCGCCUGGUUAUAAUAUGUUAAUUGCAAAAGUAUUGGGAACGUUAAAAAUAUUAAUAAUUGUUUUAAUUGUAAGCGGAGUUGACUUUGGUCUGCCUUUAACAUCGAUAUGGCAGUGGUGUAUAAAUAAUCGUUUUUACUCUUGUAUACUGAUUUUCCUGAUUGGUAAUGCCAUAGAAAGUCAACUGAUAUCGUCGGGUGCUUUUGAAAUACAUUUCAAUGAUGUUCCUGUUUGGUCAAAGCUUGAAACCGGCAGGAUACCACAACCAUUGGAAUUAUUUCAAAUAAUUGACUUUCAUUUAGAUAUGCAAUUUUCAGAAAUGGAUGUAGGAAAGAUCAAAUUCCAGACAUAAAACAUAAUGUUAUUUCAUACUUUGAAAAUCAAUAAAUUUAAACUGUGUACCAUGCCAGGAAGUUUGCUAAUGUGAUGAAAAUAUGUACAAUAUAUUUGUUAAGUAUGUAAGGUCUUUAAUGUGUACAUCUUAUCAUAGAACAUGAUUCCAAUAAGACUACAAACAUAUAAGUGUAAUUGAAAUAAAACUGUUACCAGAA